Molecule: messenger RNA, 774 nt
Organism: Ogataea philodendri
Lineage: Eukaryota; Fungi; Ascomycota; Pichiomycetes; Pichiales; Pichiaceae
Exons: 1
Coding region: 1-774 (257 amino acids)
Biological process (GO): SRP-dependent cotranslational protein targeting to membrane; SRP-dependent cotranslational protein targeting to membrane, signal sequence recognition
Cellular component (GO): signal recognition particle, endoplasmic reticulum targeting
Molecular function (GO): 7S RNA binding
Source: RefSeq, a predicted model, not a curated record
AUGCCUAAACUUGAGGAGAUCGAGGACAUUGAGGAUGUCGACAACUUGGACAUGGACCUGGCCGAGUUCGACCCGGACCUGAGGACCCCGAUUGCGCCUGCGCGGCCGAAGCCGUCGGUUGUGCGGUCGCAGGACGCCGAGCCUGGGUUUGGCGGGCUGCCGCAGCUGAACGUCGAGACGGGCGACUUUGCCAAACAAACAAGAUCGCAGGAACAGCUGUCGGAGGAGGAGCUGGCCGAGCUCAGAAGCAUGCAGGUGAUAUACCCGUGCUACUUCGACAAGAACCGGUCGGUCGGCGAGGGCAGACGGGUCGGUGUGGAGCACAGCGUUGAGAACCCGCUGGCCAAGACGAUUCUGGACGCGUGCCGCCACCUGAACCUGACGGCGGUGCUGGAGCCGGAGAAAACGCAUCCGCAGGACUUUGGCAACCCGGGCCGCGUGAGAGUCGGGCUCAAGUUCAAGGGAAAACAGGCGAACUCUGUGGUGAAGAAUAAAAGACAGCUGCUUUUGAAAGUGGCCGAGUACCUGAAAUCGCACCCAACCACCCUGGCCAGCGUGAAACAGCUGCCCGGCCCGCCCGAACUCAUGAACGGAUACACCCCCGUGGAGGUGAGCAGGGUCAAGAAGUUCAAGAUGAACACCAUCGUGCCGUUGCACUCUGCGCUGACCAUGAAGAACCCGCAGACCGAAUCCGCGUACGUCAAGACGCCCCAGACGCCGGCCGCAGCCGCCCCAAAGAUCGCCAAGCAGAAAGUGCAAAGAAUCAGAGCUUAG